CUGACGGCCAUGGAACUUGCCGGUAAUAGAGGACACAUCUCUUAACUAGGUUGCUCUAAGAACUGAUGCCUAAACCAUCUCAGCAUGGCCUAUAGAGGAGUAGGGACUGAUUUGCUUAGUGGUAGAAUACCUGAACUCUGUCAGAAAUAUCCAGAUUUAAAUUUCAUAAUUGGAGGAGAGGGACCAAAGAGAAUCAUCUUGGAAGAAGUUCGGGAAAGAUACCAGCUACAUGACAGGGUGCGUCUUUUGGGAGCUUUAGAACACAAGGAUGUUAGAGAUGUCUUAGUUCAAGGACAUGUUCUUCUUAAUACCUCCCUUACUGAAGCGUUCUGCAUGGCGAUCGUGGAAGCAGCCAGUUGUGGUUUACAGGUUGUAAGUACCAAGGUUGGUGGUAUUCCUGAGGUGCUUCCAGAAAACCUUAUUAUUUUGUGUGAGCCUUCAGUAAAAUCUUUGUGUGAAGGACAGGAAAAAGCGAUUUUCCAACUGAAGUCAGGGACAUUGCCAGCUCCAGAAAAUAUCCAUAACAUAGUAAAGACUUUCUACACCUGGAGGAAUGUUGCGGAAAGAACUGAAAAGGUAUAUGACCGGGUGUCAGUGGAAGCUGUGUUGCCAAUGGACAAACGACUAGACAGACUUACCUCUCACUGCGGCCCAGUAACAGGCUACAUCUUUGCAUUGUUGGCUGUUUUCAACUUCCUCUUCCUCAUUUUCUUGAGUUGGAUGACUCCAGAUUCUGUCAUUGAUGUUGCAGUAGAUGCCACUGGGCCACGGGGUGCCUGGACUCAUAAAUAUUCUCACAGUAAAAGAAGGGGUCGGAAUAGUGAGAUAUCUAAAACUAGGUAGAAGAAAGCCUCGAUUGUGAGAUUUUAAACAUUUGUAAUAGCUCUAUUAAGACUGUGGAAAAUAACCUUGGUUUGGGGGGGUUUUUGUUUUUUUAAAGUUAAUUCAGUAAGUUACGCUACCUCUAUAUCAUUCAAUGUUUUCUGUUGAGGAAAGAUAAAAACUUAUGCAAUUCCUGAGUGUAAAACUUCUUGCACUUAUUUGAAAUUUAGAAGACAACAUUUAAGCCACUCAGGUAUGAAAUUUUUCAGACUACUGAAAUCCCUGUAGCAGAGAUGUUUAACAUUAUAUUUUGAGAGCUUUGGGUGCUGAAGGGCCAAAUGUUUUCUGGGCAUUUUUUGGCCAGUUUUUAAUGCUGUACCAUUAGACACUCACCAGAUGUUUACAAGUUUUCUUUAGAGAAGUACAACAAUUAUAUGAACUAUUUUAAGUCAUAUUCAUAUACAUUUAUUAGACAUGUAAGUCAUGUCUUUAAGCAUUUAUUAGGUUCACUCAGUAGGUGUUACAUAUAAUUAACAGGCUCGUUGAGUAAGAUAGUCCAUCAGUUACCAGCACAUUUUGAACAACUGCUCUGUGUAGAAUGUUGAACUAGAUGCUCCCUGCUGUUAAGGACCGGGGGUGUAUUCACUCUUUGUUUACCAUUCAGAUGGCUUACUUAAUCGUAGUCAUGGUUGACAUGAGAUAGUUAAAUAUCCAACAUGCCAAAAAUGCUCAUGCCAGUUAAUGCCAGGAAAAAAAUCACCGACACACUACUAGUACUUCUUUGAUCCUAUUGUAUGCAUUCUCCUGGAUAGAGCCUUCAUCUUCAGUUGUGUUUAUGAAGAUAUUUUUUGCUUUUUAAAUACUGGGGACCAAGAUCACUGUUGAUAGUGCAGAGAAGCCCUCCAUAUUUGUCAGUGCAUAAUUGAGUUUUCUGUAAAUGCCUUCGUGUUUUCUGAGCAGAAUGUAUGAGGUAUGCCAUCCCAAAACCAGCUGCUACCCUGUCCUUUUAAUGUAAGUCACUCCCCUUCACUGUGGCCUCGCUGAUGUCUGAUAAGUAUUGUCAGUGUGCAGAAGACUUUACUUCAGAAUGUUUUAUUUAUAGCAAACCAAGUUGAAAAUUUUAGGAACAGUCUUUGUGGGUGUAUGUUAUUAACUGUAAUUAUUGUUGCCCAGAGCCACGGGUUUUUUAACCCCAAAUUAUCCACAUGGUGUGUAUUAUUAAUUCUUUGAACUCUUGAGGUUUUUGUGAGAAAAGAACUGUGAAUUCAAAAUAAUGAGGCACUUAUGCGUGCACUACAUAGAUUCUGACAGUGUUGUGAUUCUGUAUAGGAUUUUUUAAAAUAACAUUCACAAAAUUUAUUACUUUUUAAAAAAUAACAUGCCUAUUAACUGGUUGCACUGAUAUAAAAGAAAUAUAUUUGUGUUCUGUUUGUACUAAAACGCAAAAGCAAGAGUGCAAUUUUUAAAAUCUAGAAGUUAGGGAUUCUUUUGUUGGGGAAAAAUGGACUGAUCUAAACCAUUCAGUCUUACUGGGAUUUUUAUGCAUAGAAACUCACAUAUAAACAUGAAAUAAACAGUGCCAAUAUUCAU
Messenger RNA from Cebus imitator (Panamanian white-faced capuchin), 2412 nucleotides. RefSeq names its product phosphatidylinositol N-acetylglucosaminyltransferase subunit A. The transcript is spliced from 3 exons. Gene Ontology annotation, molecular function: phosphatidylinositol N-acetylglucosaminyltransferase activity. The record is from RefSeq and is a predicted model, not a curated record. NCBI's taxonomy places the organism in Eukaryota, Metazoa, Chordata, Mammalia, Primates, Cebidae. Gene Ontology annotation, cellular component: glycosylphosphatidylinositol-N-acetylglucosaminyltransferase (GPI-GnT) complex. The coding region runs from base 85 to 843 and encodes 252 amino acids. Gene Ontology annotation, biological process: GPI anchor biosynthetic process.